AUAAAUCUGGCGUUGUGCACAGACGAAUAUUCAAAUCAAGUGGGAAAAGAAAUAAUAACAGAACUGGAUCUACUUGCUAACCGGAAGGCGCUUGUAACUUUUCAGAUUCAAUUGAUUUAUGAAAAGAGCUUGUUGAUACCAUAGCGUGAAUUGUUUAUUGGAUAUUAAAUUCUGCUUCUGUCCAACCGUGAAAUGGCAUCGUUAGUUUCGGAAAUCUUGAUGUCAGCCGGUCAGUUGGAGAAAAGGGACUUGCAAACUGAAUUGAACAAGGUUAAGAACAAAAUUGACGAUGCAAAAUUCCAAGUUUCGAAGUUUGUUGAGCAGCAUUACCAGGAUUUUGAUCCGUUGCUCGUUCACUCCAGAGAACUGGCUGAAACCUCAUCUAAACUCAGUGAAGAAGUCCAGCAGUUGGUUGAAAAGGCAGAAACUGAACUCAAGUUUCAGCUGGACAGUUCAACAAAUGAAAUGAACUCACUCGGAAGUCAAAUUAAUGCCGCCAAGCUUCAAGUACAGCUUCUGGAAAGAGUGUCUCAACUACACUCAAUUCUAGAAAAAUUGAAAAAAAUGUCUGUGGAAGAUAUUGCUUAUGCCGAAGCUAUUGCUGAAGCCGAGUCGAUUCUCAACGACGCUGAAGACCACAUUGAUACCGAGCUUGACAUUUGGCGUGGUGUCAAGUUUGAAAUCGAGAAAAAUAAAGAUAACCUCUUGAAACAUCUAGAAGACAGUUGGAACAACGAAAUCCAGUGGACCAAAAAGGAUACGCUUAUCCAACUGAAACUCAAUGCAGACAAGCUCAAAGAUGUAUUUCAAGGCCUCGCCAUUAUAGGACAAUUAGAUAGGCCACUUUGUGAAUGGAGUUCUCGUUUGUACGACGAAAUCCUCGUCCCUCUAACUAAAGCUGACACUGUUAUCCAAUUCGAAGACGAUCUUGAAUUAAUGGAAGGCCAACGACCCAUCACCGAGCUAGUAGAACUAGAAAGAGCUGUUAAGAACAUCAGCCUGACUUUUCAGCACUUGAACAAGCACUUGGAAUUCAAACUUAACGAUGUCCUGGUCCUACAUUUAAUUGGCAAACAAGUAGCAAUUGACUUUGUUAAGCUAUUCGUCAAAACGUGCUUGAAACCAACUUUACCUGCAAGCAGUUCACUAUUGUCCAGCCCAGAGUACCGUGCUUCGUUAGAGAUGGUUGUUCGUCUGGAGAAUGAAAUGGUGGAAAUUGGUUUUCUCACUGAAAAAAUUAUAGAAGAAUUCGCUGACAAUGUGGAUCUCUUUUUCGCCGAUAAACAAUGUUUGGAAAGCUUAUCCCGUGCCCGCCAACUUAUGUGUCUCGAUCUGCAUGACACUAUUUGUUUAAAGGACAAUAUCGAGCAGACAAUGGUGGAGGAAGACGAAAGAAACAGUGCUGAAACAGCUCAUCUGUGGAAAAUGUUGAGCGAAGGUGGCAUGGAAAUCAAAUGGAGUCCAUUCCGUUUUCCGCCUUGUCAGAUCAGUCGAUCCACUCAAGACCUCAUUGAAAUGUUAACGAAUUUAGUACAAGAGGCUGGACUGAGCAGCGCCACUGAGCGAAGUUCUGCCCGUCUUUUAUUCACCGUCCGGUCCAUUUGCGAGUUGUACGUCUCUGUCGUGCCCGAAUACCACCGCGACGCCUUGGAGAAACUGCCGUUCCACGCGGCCGUGGCCCACAACAACGGCAUGUACCUGGCCCACUCUAUUCUGACGCUGGGCACGGGACACCUCAUCAAAUUAGUCCAACAAAAUGGAGUGCCUUUAAUGGAUUUAGUAGGAAAAUUCCGACAGUUGGCUGCCCACAUCUUUUUGGAACACAUGAAAAGUCAACGAGAUCAACUGCUGGCCAUCCUGAAAGAAGCCGGUUUCAAUCGAUUAGAAAAUGAAUCUCGAUUGCCAUCCAGCGUGGAAAAGGCAGGCCGACAAGUUUUGCAUCAGCUUCGAAAUUUGCAAAAGAUUUGGCAGCCCGUUUUGCCUAACGAAGUGUACUUGAGAGCCAUCGGUACUCUAUCCAACAGUGUGCUGGAAGAAUUACUCCUUCGCAUCACAACCAUGGAGGAUAUACCAGCUGCAGCAGCAUUACAAUUGACAGAUCAAUGUCAAAAUUUCAUCAAUACACUGCCAUUGCUUUUCGGCCCCAUUGACGCUGAGGAUUCCGAAGGCAAGAAGGAAAUGUUGGCUCUUGUCAUGCAGCACAUUCAUCUUUGGUCGAGGUUUGAAGAACUCAAGCAUUUACUUGGAGCUGGGCUGAGGGACAUUGAAGGCCGUUGGUCGUCGGGCAAAGGUCCAUUGGCCGUCCAUUUCGCAGCCGAUGAAGUGAAACAGAUGAUUCGAGCCCUUUUCCAAAAUACAGAUCACCGUGCCGCUACACUCUCCCGCAUUAAAUAAUACGUCUUCGUUAAAUUGCAAAUAAAUAAUUACU
This is a messenger RNA of Daphnia carinata, 2428 nucleotides long. It is a transcript of the gene Zw10, whose product is annotated as centromere/kinetochore protein zw10 homolog. Gene Ontology annotation, biological process: mitotic cell cycle; mitotic spindle assembly checkpoint signaling; endoplasmic reticulum to Golgi vesicle-mediated transport. The record is from RefSeq and is a predicted model, not a curated record. The transcript is spliced from 6 exons. Bases 193 to 2394 code for a protein of 733 amino acids. Lineage: Eukaryota; Metazoa; Arthropoda; Branchiopoda; Diplostraca; Daphniidae. Gene Ontology annotation, cellular component: nucleus; RZZ complex; chromosome, centromeric region.